UUAACAGGGAUCGACCAUUCCAAUCUACGAUAGUCCUAAUGUAGAAAUUGGCUUCUUUUAUGAUAUAGUAUGAUAUAUUUUCUGUAAAGUGGUGUAUUGUUGUGGAUAAACUAAAUUCAUGGAAUAGAGAAUGAACACAAACGACAAUGCGUUCACUCCCAAUGUUCUAGAUUUAUCGAACACUUGUUUCCAUAUUUAUUUCAAAUUUGUUAUUUAAGGAAUUAAUCAAACUGUGUUCGUCAUCUUAAUGCACAUGAUACACUGUCAACAAAUUUUAAAUCUGUUGAUAUUCGACCUCGGAGUUAUCGAGGUGCUAAUUAACUAAACAUCACCUUUCAGGAUCAAUAGUCCAUCCACACCGGCUACUGAGGGGCGCGAUCAGGAAUCAACUACACUUUUAUUGUGGCACUCACUGUAUACGCCAUGUGUGGCUGACCAUUGAAGUUCAUCUAAGGUUGAAUUGUGACGUAACUCUGCCAUAUAUAAGUACACAACACAGCUUCCAAUAAACCAAUCGUGUACUUCAAUUGUACAACUGCAGGAUAUUUUUUUGUUUGUUUAUUUGAAAUCUGAUAAGAAACCGACGCUGUCACCAAAUUAGCUUUUGGCUACCACCCAUCUUGGAGCUUUGAGCCGAUUCCCCAGGAGGACACUUCGUUUAACAAAAUUAAAAGAAAUCGAUUUCAUGGAAUUCGUCCUUUAAAAAUCUACCAGUGAAACACUUCAAGGACCCUCCCUCCUACAAAACAACUAUCUAAGAGAACAACUGAUAUAUAUUUCUUUUUGUGAACUGCAUAUUGACAAAAGGCGCGUGUGACAGAAAGUCGUGGAAUAAAUUGACAAGUCUUGUACUUUAGCUCUGACAUUUAUUGAAUUCAAAGGUCUUCAGACACUUUUCGGAACAUCUUUACCGUAAAAUCUGGAUUUUUAUUUAGAUCAAAGAUCUCCAACAUCUUAUUGAUCCCCAGCUCAGGACCUAUAGAACAUUAAUCGCCGGGUCUUUGAAAGGUGUCGGUAACAUUCCGAGAUAACUCUAUUUAACGUUAAAGGAGCGGCUCGGUAUGUAGGUAUCCGUUUCCACGGAAUCGGAGCAACCUAAUAAAAUGUCCAGCACACGGAAGACAAAUGUGACGGAGCCCACAUCUGUCAAUGGUUUGAUCACGGACUUAAUGACGAUUUAUAUAAAUAAAACAGAAAAGGACAGUUUAUUUCCGUGUGGAUCCAACACCACGCGAUGGACAUUGACAGACCCCGUGUGCUCAUUAAAUUUUCACUCGUUUUUCUCAUUCGUAUUUGUGGCUGCAUUAUUGUCCUUAAUCACUAGUUUCACAAUCUUUGGGAACGGAUUAGUAUGGGUGGCGUUGUACCGAUUUCCGAAAUUAAGAUCUAUGUCCAACUGUUUAAUAGGAAAUCUUGCUAUGAGUGAUAUGCUGCUGGCUUUGACAGUAUUACCUAUUUCUCUCGGAAAUGACCUUCUGGGAUACUGGAUAUUUGGUGAAAUAAUGUGUCCAAUAUGGUUAUGCAUUGAUGUGUUAUACUGCACUGCCUCUAUAUGGGGAUUAGUGACAAUUGCCGUAGACCGCUAUACGGCCACUGUUUACCCUGUGUGGUACUUUGAGCGCCGUUCGCCACUUAGAGCACUGAUUUAUAUUAUCAUGGUUUGGUUUUUCUCUAUCAUUGUGUCCAUUGCCCCCUUUAUUGGAUGGAGAGACAUGAUUCCAAAUCUUUAUAAAUUCAAUAUAGACACAAAGAGAUACGAAUGUGUGCUAUUCGAGACGGAAGGAUAUGUCGUGUAUUCCGCAAUGGGGUCUUUUGUGAUACCAGCAAUCUUGAUGCUGUUUUUGUACUUUAGAAUUUUCAUAAUCUUACGAAAACGAAUGAAGACGAUGCAAUUGAAAAAGGAAAAAUUUAAAUUUAAUUUGAACAUGAUAGACCAAGAUUAUGACAGCUGCCCAUUACAAGAGGAAAACAGUCAAAUUGACCUGAGCGCAACACCAGUCACUCAAGUAAAAAUGUCUGACAAAGCAACUCAGAUCAGCCCAGUAACAAAGAAGCAAUACACAAACUUGUCUAUCGGCAAUUCCAGAAUGUCAAAACCAAACGUCCUCCAAGAGGACAAUGAGAGAAAAACUAACGAGGAAGCAGAUUACAGCGACUGUAUUUUACCAGACGUCAUCUGUAAAAGUCAAACCGAGGAGGGGACUGAAGACGAAAAGCAGCCCUGCUUACUUGAUGUUAAUGUUAACAAAACCAUCCAAGAAACAACAUGUGAUUGUACCCAGAAAACAAGGGAGAAACAGGAGAAAGAACAAUCAAAAAACUCAAACAGUGACGAUACUAAACGAGCAUCGAAAAAAAGGAUCUCAGUUACAUUUAAAAAAAGAAAUUCCAAAUCUAAACAUAUUCAAGGAAUAAAGACCAAAUACGAGUUACGAGAACAAAGAGCAACGAAGCGCAUGGCCAUAGUAAUGGGGUGUUUCCUGUUUUGCUGGUUCCCGUUCCUCUUUAUGUAUCUUAUACGAAGUUUCUGUGUCACGUGUUAUAUAAACGUUCACAUCCAAGCCUCCAUCAUUUGGUUGGGUUACGUCAACUCCAGCAUAAACCCUGUGUUGUAUACACUGUUUAAUGACGAUUUUAGGAAGGCAUUCAAGAUCAUAUUAGGUUUAGAAAAAGAACAUCCCCAAAGAAAUAAACUAUAAAGUGUGAGUGACGUUGAGCCUUGAUUACGAAUACCACAGUCUUUCAGUAAAUUUCACUAACGUUCAAUAUUUACAGAACAUUAGUCACUGUUUUACAGAAACCCAGUCGUCAUACAGAAAACGUAGCUAUAGUUUUUACAUUUCAUAUGCAUCACAAAUUCCUGAUGUAUAUAUUAUAAAUUUAAAGUUCGUUAGUUAUUUAGAGAAAAGUAUACACUUGUGGUUACAUUUAACCUGUGACAUGCAAAGCUUGUAAACAAAAUAGACCAUGUUUAAGACUCCAUAUCUUGUAUCUCAGAUUCCUCUUCAAGUGAAUAAAGGUUCGAGAGAACAAUACGUGAUGAUGUGAACGCUUUCUGAUUACAGUUGAGUAUUUCUACAAAUGUGAGCAUGAAAGAUUUCGAGAGGAUAUUCCUAAAGCAAUUCGCUGCUGAAAAGAUCUUCUGUUAUAAUCAUAUCUUUUUGAACAUGUAUUCAAAUUAAAGUCUAAAAGAUGUGGAA
This is a messenger RNA of Saccostrea echinata, 3200 nucleotides long. Its product is annotated as octopamine receptor 2-like. The record is from RefSeq and is a predicted model, not a curated record. Gene Ontology annotation, cellular component: membrane. Lineage: Eukaryota; Metazoa; Mollusca; Bivalvia; Ostreida; Ostreidae. The coding region runs from base 1104 to 2699 and encodes 531 amino acids. Gene Ontology annotation, biological process: adenylate cyclase-activating adrenergic receptor signaling pathway. Gene Ontology annotation, molecular function: G protein-coupled receptor activity; dopamine neurotransmitter receptor activity, coupled via Gi/Go. The transcript is spliced from 2 exons.